Molecule: messenger RNA, 1332 nt
Organism: Capsella rubella
Lineage: Eukaryota; Viridiplantae; Streptophyta; Magnoliopsida; Brassicales; Brassicaceae
Product: glycine-rich cell wall structural protein
Exons: 1
Coding region: 51-1091 (346 amino acids)
Source: RefSeq, a predicted model, not a curated record
AUCAUCGGGCAGUGCACUCUGCUUAUUAACAAACAUACUCCAAAAAAAAUAUGGGGCGUGUCGUUAGUGGAGCUAGUCUUUUGGCUUUGUUAUGUUUCCAUGUUUUUGUUGUGAAUGUUGCAGCGAGAGAUGUGAGUUCUGUAAGAGAUGAGGAGGAGAAGACGUUGAUUGGAGGAGGUAAGGGUGGUGGUUUUGGCGGUGGGUUUGGAGGAGGAUCUGGUGGUGGGUUUGGAGGAGGAGCUGGUGGUGGAUUUGGAGGAGGAGCAGGCGGUGGUUUUGGAGGAGGUGGUGGUGGUGGUGGUGGAGGAGGUGGAGGUGGUGGAGGAGGGUUUGGUGGUGGACAUGGUGGAGGUGUCGGUGGUGGGUUUGGUAAGGGUGGUGGAGUUGGCGGUGGUAUCGGAGGUGGACAUGGUGGAGGAGCCGGUGAUGGGUUUGGAAAGGGUGGUGGAAUAGGAGGCGGCAUUGGUAAAGGCGGGGGCAUUGGUGGUGGGAUCGGCAAAGGUGGUGGAGUUGGCGGCGGCAUCGGUAAAGGCGGGGGCAUUGGUGGUGGAAUAGGCAAAGGUGGUGGAGUUGGUGGCGGAAUUGGCAAGGGUGGAGGCAUAGGUGGCGGAGGUGGAUUUGGUAAGGGUGGAGGUGUUGGUGGGGGUAUUGGCAAAGGCGGCGGCAUUGGAGGCGGUAUUGGUAAAGGCGGAGGCAUUGGAGGCGGUAUCGGCAAAGGUGGCGGCAUUGGAGGCGGUAUUGGCAAAGGUGGCGGCAUUGGAGGCGGUAUUGGCAAAGGCGGAGGUAUCGGCGGAGGAGGUGGAUUUGGUAAGGGUGGGGGCAUUGGAGGCGGUAUUGGUAAAGGUGGAGGUAUUGGCGGUGGUAUCGGCAAAGGCGGAGGCAUUGGUGGCGGGAUUGGAGGUGGAGGAGGCUUUGGUGGAGGAGGUGGAUUUGGAAAAGGUGGUGGAAUCGGUGGUGGAAUAGGCAAAGGAGGAGGUUUCGGCGGAGGAGGUGGAUUUGGAAAGGGCGGUGGAUUUGGCGGUGGGGGGUUCGGAGGCGGAGGUGGAGGUGGAGGUGGAGGCGGAGGAGGUGGUGGAAUCGGACACCACUAAACCAAAACACAUGAGGACGUUGCAUUGAGUGCAUGUCUCACAUCACGUACAACAAGGUUACGAGUUUGAGUGUGUUACCAAAAUAUACUACUAGAGCUUUUAUGUACUUUGUCUUUAUUUGAAAUUACGAGCUAUGAGUUUUGUUAGACGCACUCUAAUAAUUUGCAUUUUAUCAUGUAAAACAUUAGGAUUGUAUUUGGUCGGAAGUCAAUGUUCUUAUAAAAUCUGUUGAUUGUGAUUA